AUGCACAUCCUACAGCAGUACAACACCAGCAGAGCAGAAGAGCUGAAGGUGAAAAUAGAAAAGAAACAGCAGAACAUUGAAAGACUAGAGAAGAUAAAGAACACUCUGAACUACAGAGUGCGCCAGCUGAAGGAGGAAAUAGCUAUCAUACAAGAGCCGUCCUGCAUUGUUGGCGAAGUAUCAAAGAAAAUGGGGAAGAACAUAGUCCUCGCUAAAACAACCGCAGAAGGGAAACACUUGGUACAGGUUGAGCCGCAGGUGGAGUAUGAUGCACUUAAGCCGGGAAUGCGUGUGGCUCUGAGAAGUGACACGUAUGCGCUAUACAAGAUACUUCCAUCCAAGGUAGACCCCAUUGUCUCUCUGAUGAUGGUAGAGAAGUCUCCAGACUCAACGUACGAUAUGAUAGGAGGACUGAACGAACAGAUAAAAGAAGUCAAAGAAGUGAUUGAGCUGCCGAUCAAGCACCCAGAGCUAUUCGAGUCUCUGGGAAUAGCACAGCCAAAGGGCGUCCUUCUGUACGGUCCCCCAGGAACAGGAAAGACUCUGCUCGCUCGAGCAGUGGCGCAUCACACGCAGUGCAGAUUCAUCAGAGUGUCAGGAUCAGAGCUAGUGCAGAAGUACAUAGGAGAAGGAUCGAGGCUAGUCAGAGAGCUAUUUGUGAUGGCCAGAGAGCAUGCGCCUUCGAUUAUUUUUAUGGAUGAAAUAGAUUCAAUCGGCUCAGUGAGAGGAGAGGGAUCAAAGGGAGACAGCGAAGUGCAGAGAACCAUGCUGGAGUUACUGAAUCAGCUCGAUGGAUUUGAAGCUCACCAGAACAUAAAAGUGAUCAUGGCCACGAACAGAAUAGAUAUACUCGACUCUGCUCUGCUCAGACCGGGGAGAAUAGAUAGGAAGAUAGAGUUUCCAGCGCCAAAGGAAGAGGCUCGGCUGGAGAUCCUGAAGAUCCACUCGCGCAAGAUGAACUUAACGAAGAACAUAGAUCUCUCUAAAAUUUCUGAGAAGUUAAUAGGAGCCAGCGGAGCAGAGGUAAAAGGAGUCUGCACGGAGGCAGGCAUGUUCGCUCUCAGAGAAAGAAGAACCCAUGUAACUAAAGAUGACUUUGAAAUGGCAGUGGCAAAAGUAAUGAAGAAAACUUCCGAUCCCAACUUAGAUCUGAGAAAGCUGCUGAAGUAA
Nematocida minor is the source of this 1170-nucleotide messenger RNA. RefSeq names its product 26S proteasome regulatory subunit T6. The transcript has a single exon. The record is from RefSeq and is a predicted model, not a curated record. Lineage: Eukaryota; Fungi; Microsporidia. Bases 1 to 1170 code for a protein of 389 amino acids. Gene Ontology annotation, cellular component: proteasome regulatory particle, base subcomplex. Gene Ontology annotation, molecular function: ATP hydrolysis activity; ATP binding; proteasome-activating activity. Gene Ontology annotation, biological process: proteasome-mediated ubiquitin-dependent protein catabolic process.